Amoebophrya sp. A25 is the source of this 140-nucleotide messenger RNA. The record is from the annotation of a GenBank genome assembly. Lineage: Eukaryota; Dinophyceae; Syndiniales; Amoebophryaceae.
AUGAUUACCAGAAGUUUUAAGCAAACGUCGUGGCAGACGAGAAAGUUUUUGAAGUACUCUGCUGUCUGUCUCCGUGUCUUCGCUACUUGGUACGUCUGCAGACACGGAGAAAGUGGCGACUUAUUUGCAUAUGAACCCGC